This is a messenger RNA of Xenopus laevis (African clawed frog), 1305 nucleotides long. RefSeq lists its product as uncharacterized. The record is from RefSeq and is a predicted model, not a curated record. Lineage: Eukaryota; Metazoa; Chordata; Amphibia; Anura; Pipidae. The coding region runs from base 195 to 980 and encodes 261 amino acids. The transcript has 4 exons.
AGGGCUGUUUACAGUUGGGAUUGUCAGAUUAGUGACUGAAUGCCACCAUGAGGCCACUAAUCAUCACCCUAUUUAUUUUCAUUGGAUUUUUACGAGUAAGUUCUGUUCUUGUUUAUGGGGUCAUGUAUAGGAACUGUUUUGGAGUCAUUAUGGGUUCCUGUUAUUAGUGUUAUCUGUUAAUGUACCAGUGACUUAUGGGUUUGUUGAGAAGUUUCUAUACAAUGUACAGCACCAUGUCCCAAACAUCUGAUCCAUGUACUUUUCUCUUACAGGAAAGAGAUAUCAAAGAACAUAUUGAGACAUCGGAUUAUGUGACUGAAGGAUUCAACUACAUCAAACUCAGUUUGCCAGUUUGCCCAGUGUCUGUUGAAAAGGCCGGUUAUGUAGAGGAUGUAGAGUGCGGCAAUACCCUGUUUGUACAGGAAGAGAUCAGACCAGUCCCUCUGCUGAUUCCUACAGACAUAAGAUGUGAUGGCUUGCGUUGUCCAAUUCCUUCUAUAGAGGGUCAGCUCACUAACCGAGAGCCAGAGCUGAGUAGCGCCAUCAUUCAGGAAUUCCAACUAAUUGUGCCUUAUAUUGAGACCCUCAUCAGAGAUACUGAGAAUGGCACUAGUGUGAAAGGAAUCCUUUUGGGCGUCUUGUUACCACAAGUCUUUGUCUAUCUACUAGAAUUCUGCUGGUCCAGCAGAAAGAAGGCAGAAAAGGAGGCCCCUGCUGAAAAAGAGAGCGAAGGGCCACAACAUCCUGCUCAAACCCAUGAUAACAUGGAGGCAGAAGCAGAACUUAGUAGGAGUGGAAGCAAAAAGAAGGAGGAGCCUAGAAGCGCUAAGAAGAAGAAAAAGCUGCACCACUCUGAGGCUCAUGAACACCAAGGCUCACAGAGACCAAAUAACAAUGCAACAAUGAACGCAGAAGAGGAGAAGGAAUUAAAGCAGCUUUUCCAGCAGUUCAUCUGCCAAUGCUUGGAAGGAGAUUUCUGAGGAGAAGUCAUAGAGAGACGUGGAUGGGAGGGAGGACAGAAACUUCUCCAGAUUGUUCCUGCACAGAAUUCCCAUAGCGAUUCCUACAAGCUCUGAAAGCAAAACAAGAUUUUUUUAAAUAAAACUUUACUGAAAUGUAAUCUCUGACUUUUCUUUGUCUUUCUUUCUUUCUCAAAAUGGUUUAUGUAAGAAAAGCACCGGGAGGGAACAGAUACAGGGUUAAAGGGUAACUCAGUGAGGGUCACUCUAUGUCUAAUCAAGGGAACAAUCACACAGGUAGUGUUAGGACCUAACAAACCUUUUUAGAGUGUAAUAGAAAUGACAG